UUUUCUUUCGUUGCUUUGAGUCAAAUUGUAAUGAUGCAAAUUUCUAUGGUCUAGAAGGACCAAAUAUUCCAUGAAAUAUUCCUUCCGAUUAGGUUUUUGAACAUGUCGGACUAAAAUAUCAAAAAAUGGGACAGUAGCAUCAUAUGAAAUAGGGUUUUUGUGAGGAUCUUCGCUUAUAAGAAAGAGCAUUAGAGCGAAGAGUUUUUGCAAAGCAAAAUUGUGCGCUCAUCUCUGGUAAAUAUCGCCACAGAUUUGUGUUGAGAGAAGAAAAGAUGGAGCAGACUUUUAUCAUGAUCAAGCCCGAUGGCGUUCAGCGAGGAUUGGUGGGUGAAAUCAUUUCUCGGUUUGAGAAGAAGGGAUAUUAUCUGAAAGGUCUGAAAAUGGUCUCUGUGGAAAGAUCAUUUGCUGAGAAACACUACGAGGACCUCUCUGCAAAACCAUUCUUUGGUGGGUUGGUAGAGUACAUUAUUUCUGGCCCAGUGGUUGCUAUGGUCUGGGAGGGUAAAAAUGUGGUUGCAACUGGCCGAACAGUCAUAGGAGCAACAAACCCUUUAGCUUCUGCCCCUGGAACUAUUAGAGGCGAUUUUGCAAUCGAGAUAGGAAGGAAUGUCAUCCAUGGUAGUGAUGCGGUGGAAAGUGCAAAGAAAGAAAUUGCACUAUGGUUUCCAGAGGGUGUGUCAGACUGGCAAAGUAGUCUGCAUCCUUGGGUUUAUGAGUCUUGAGAUUUGUGAUCUGUUUUAAUAUCUGCAUUUGUAAUGUUUUUGGGACUUUACUGAGGUAUUUAUUUCAUCUCAAAUCCAAAGAGUAAAUUCUCUAGUAUUUUUGCUGGAGUCUUCUUUGAACUUGUUGCCUUCAUUAUGAAAUACAUGGUUCUAAGAUUUCCCUGUUUCGGGACUUGAUA
Molecule: messenger RNA, 901 nt
Organism: Cryptomeria japonica (Japanese cedar)
Lineage: Eukaryota; Viridiplantae; Streptophyta; Pinopsida; Cupressales; Cupressaceae
Product: nucleoside diphosphate kinase 1
Exons: 4
Coding region: 273-722 (149 amino acids)
Biological process (GO): UTP biosynthetic process; CTP biosynthetic process; GTP biosynthetic process
Molecular function (GO): nucleoside diphosphate kinase activity
Source: RefSeq, a predicted model, not a curated record